AAGACAUACACAUUUACACACACACAGUCCCGAUAAUAAUAAAAAAAAAACAGAGAGAGAGAUCGAAAAGGGAGAUAACAAAAGAAUGGUUUCUUCGCUUCUCAUGUCGUUUGCUCCGGCCACCGUGAGGGUUUACGCCACAACCGCAAAGGGAGCAUCAGGCGGCGCCAAAGAGGAGAAGAAUCCCCUCGACUUUGUGCUUGGCUAUUUGACAAAGCAAGAUCAGUUCUACGAGACUGAUCCAAUUCUCAAGAAGGUUGAGGAGAAAGAAGGCUCCAGAAGCGGCGGCACAAAAAGUGGCGGCACUAAAAGCGGCGGCACCAACGGAGGCAGAGGAACUGUUCGCGGUGGCGGUAAAAACUCGACUCCGGUGCCUGUACCGCCGAAGAAGAGCGAUGGUGGAUUCGGCGGCUUAGGUGGCUUCUUCAACAAAAAAUAAAAGAAAAUUUGUAUAGUACAGUAAUUUGCAUUGUUUAUGCCUCCCCGUUUUUAUUCUCUAUAAUUCUUCGGAUUUCAAUUAUAUAUAAACUGCUCUUUCUUCAUUUUAUUUGGCAUUU
Messenger RNA from Eutrema salsugineum, 557 nucleotides. RefSeq lists its product as uncharacterized. Gene Ontology annotation, cellular component: chloroplast. The record is from RefSeq and is a predicted model, not a curated record. The transcript has a single exon. Bases 86 to 439 code for a protein of 117 amino acids. Lineage: Eukaryota; Viridiplantae; Streptophyta; Magnoliopsida; Brassicales; Brassicaceae.